Phycomyces blakesleeanus NRRL 1555(-) is the source of this 1056-nucleotide messenger RNA. RefSeq lists its product as hypothetical. The record is from RefSeq and is a predicted model, not a curated record. Bases 1 to 1056 code for a protein of 351 amino acids. The transcript has 10 exons. Lineage: Eukaryota; Fungi; Mucoromycota; Mucoromycetes; Mucorales; Phycomycetaceae. Gene Ontology annotation, molecular function: methyltransferase activity.
AUGACAUUACGAGUUCUUGAAUUUUAUUCUGGCAUUGGUGGAAUGCAUUAUGCGGCUGAACUAGCUGAAUGGAAUCAUGAGAUAUUAAAAGCUUUUGAUAUCAAUACUGUUGCGAAUGAGAUCUAUCGACACAAUUUUGGUGCCAAGCUUCGUUUAAUUGAAACUCUUUCGAUUGAAUACUACAGUGAUAUUGCUGCCGAUGUCUGGACAAUGUCCCCUCCGUGUCAACCUUAUACACGUAUCGGUUUGAAACAGGGUAGUCAGGAUGGGCGGGCAAAGAGUUUCUUGCAUUUGCUAGACGUUCUGAAAGGCAUGAAGAACCGACCAAAAUAUAUUCUUGUAGAGAAUGUAAAAGGGUUUGAGGAGUCUGACUCCAGAGAUAUGCUCGUAGAUACUCUCGGGCAAUGUGAUUAUGCAUUCCAAGAGUUUAUGUUAACUCCUCUACAACUUGGUAUACCCAACUCCAGAAUGCGAUACUACCUCUUGGCCAAGUUGAAACCAUUGACGUUUGCACUGAACCCCACAAAUUCCAUUCUUGGAUAUGUACCAUUUUCCGCUCAUAUGUCAUCCGAAUUUGUCGACAGUAGAACAAGAGUGAUAUCAAACGAAGAGCAAUUGAUAGAAAGAACAUCCGUAGAAAUCGAGCCUUUGUCAAAUUACUUGGAUCCAUUGGCUGACAUUACUCCAUACAUAGUCCCUGACAAGGUUCUUGCAAAACAUAGUCAUGUAUUUGAUAUCGUAAAACCAGACAGCCGACGCAGAUACUCUCAUUAUGCAGAGGCAACCGGAUCUGUUCUUCAGAUGAAUACUGAUGCAGAUGCAGCUAUAGCCAAAGCUAAUGGCGAGACAGAAAAUCAACUCGAUCUUCUACACACGCUUCAGUUGCGAUAUUUCGCGCCUAGAGAGGUUGCUAACCUGAUGGGUUUCCCAAAGUCGUUUACAUUCCCCGAUACUUCUAGUUUGAAACAACGAUAUAGAACACUUGGCAAUAGCAUCAACGUACGCCUUGUAUCUGAAUUAAUGCGCUAUCUAUUGAAAGAAAAUACCACUGUGUAA